Bicyclus anynana (squinting bush brown) is the source of this 3653-nucleotide messenger RNA. RefSeq names its product protein lin-54 homolog (gene mip120). Gene Ontology annotation, biological process: regulation of DNA-templated transcription. The coding region runs from base 387 to 3095 and encodes 902 amino acids. The record is from RefSeq and is a predicted model, not a curated record. Gene Ontology annotation, cellular component: nucleus. The transcript is spliced from 22 exons. Lineage: Eukaryota; Metazoa; Arthropoda; Insecta; Lepidoptera; Nymphalidae.
AUUGUAAGAUUGAUUGUGUUGGUACUACUGAUUUAUGAUACAAAAAUUAAAUCCAGCGCCAUAACAUUUUUUUAUUAUUUUUCAAGAAAUUAAGCUUAAAUUACGUCAAUGUUUAUGAAAAACGUAUGGAAUAAAAUUGUUCAUAAAUAAAUGCGUAAAAGUAGCCAAAAGUUCAAUUUCAAUGUUUGUGUUUUUCUCUUAAAUACUUGUGACAUUUUGUUUUUAACCGUGGCGGACUGUGGAAGAGGCAAAAUUUAUUUGACAAUUUAAAAUGGCGGCCAGUUUUAAACUUAAAAAUAUUGUGUUUUUGGACAUCAUUUCUCAAUAAAUAAAGUUGUAAAGCUUUAUAAGAUAAUCUCAAUAGGUGUACAGAACGAAUAAUCAAUAUGGAUCAUAAUUUGGACGACUCUCUAAACUUGGAUAGUGAUAUGGGUGUCGACUUUGAACAACCUGAUGAUAUUGUGGUGACCGAAACUGGUAUGUCACUGGAACAAGUCCCACAUGAGGAGGGCAUCUCAAUGGAGUUUGAGCACACCGAAGAACAAACCAUGCUCAUGGAUACAAGCGGCGAAGAGAUAAUUGAUUUUAUGGGAGAUGACCAGUUUACCCUUCAGGAGUAUUCAGUGCAUAGCGACCAAACUACUGAAUUGACUACAACUCUUGAAUCUAAUCAACAGCAAAUGCUAACAACUCAGUCUGAUACAAUGAUUGACAUACAGUUCCAGCCGCAAAUCGUGAGCAUAUCCAGUACAGAUUUGCCGCCGCCUAAACUUAUAUCUGUUAAGGCUGCAACCCCACGUCCAAUAAUCAAAAAGGAAACCCUGCUAGCAUCUGUGCCGAAGCAGGUGGCAAUUGCUCCAAAGCCACCAAAACUCGUCACUAUGAAGAAAUACACGCCGCCCAAGCAACUGGCCAUCGCACCCAAACCUUUAAACAUGCCUGCCAACAGACAAAGUCUGGUGAAGAAAGUGUCUAUAGCUAACAUAGUACAAGCUACAUCCAAGGGGAACAAUGUAUUGGCACAGUUGGGGAAACAGUUAAUAAUGGUGCCUUCUGGAUCUCAGAAGAUAAAAAUUGUGUCGCCUGGACAAGUGCCCAACAUACAGUAUAUUAGAGCUGAUUCUGAUCAGGCACAACUGUUGGCAGCUAAAACGGUCAGCGGUACACAAGUCAAACCUUUGAUGACUAAAGUUUUUACAGUUCAAGGCAAGCCGAGCGGCGACAUCUCGAACCAGCCCGCUGUAAUCACCAAGAUACUGCCAGCGGGCAGCAGCAAGCCGCCGCGCUUUGUCACCGUGCCGCCCAAGGCUGUGCCUAUCACUUUUGGAAAUAAGGUAGUCAUGGCAACACCUGCAAACCAGGGUCUAGUAAAGGUGGCAAAUAAACAAGAAAUUAUAACUAUCAAAUCACCGACCACUAAGUUGUUGCCAGCACCAACACUAGUACCAGUCAGUAGCGGUCAAUCAAAAAAUAAAGUAAUAAUAACAAAUUCAACGAAAAACGUUAUACUCAAACCAGCCCCUCCACCUGCAAAUGCUCUUGAGGUAACAAAAGUUAGCAAAGUAGUCAUAGAGAAUCAAAAGUCUCAACUACACCAGAUCAACGUGCCUGGCAAAGGUGUACAAUACGUGCGUAUCUUUACGAACAACCCGCCGGUGGUCAAACCACCGCCCAAGCCCGUCGCGCUCAACGCCAAGACAUUUGUACUUACUGACGAUAAAGGUAAUAUUAUACAGAUGACAGCGGAGAAAAUACAAGCAAGCCAGCCGCCCUCGCUCGUCUUAACGAACAAUCCAAAUACAAGUACAACAGUUGCAAAGCCUCAACACAAGCUGGUGAGGAUAGCGCCUGUACCAAAAACUACGCAAGUUCUUACAGCUCUUCGAUCAGCACAAAGUCUCCUAGCGCCACUAUCACCGCUGUCGCCUAUGCACUCGACCACCACUGACAGCAGUAGCUCGCUACCGGAGUCAAAACAGUUGGAAGGCCUUCUUGAGCACAGCGCGGGCGAGGAAGAGGAAGAGGAAGUGGAGGCGGAGGCGGAGGCUGAAGAGGAGGAGGACGCGGAAGCGGAAACGGAGGAAGUGGACUCCAAAGCUGCGCUACGCCAGCUCAUAGAGAACCCCGUGUCUGAUGACGUUCACAUGAGCAUGAAUGAAGUUGAGAUCGAGUACAAGCAACACCACAGUUCAACCGAAGACAACAGCAUAGACAGCACAGAGGCGCAGGAGUCAGUUGGUACGUCAGAGGAGCAGACCCCAUUCAUUGUGGUGCCCAGCAAGUUUGAGCAGCAGCCAGAAGAUACAAUGGAGGAGCCGGAGCAAUUGGAUGAAUCACAAGGAAUUGACAACAGCGCGAGUGUAGAUGACGAGGCAAUGAACAGCACGUACCAGAACGCCAGCCUCUCGGAAACAGACGUAAUGUCUUCGGACUUCGGCCUCCGUCCGCGCAAGGCGUGCAACUGCACCAAGUCGCAGUGCCUCAAGCUGUACUGCGACUGCUUCGCCAACGGCGAGUUCUGCAACCAGUGCAACUGCGUCAACUGCCACAACAACCUGGAGAACGAGGAGCUGCGCCAGCGCGCCAUCCGCGGCUGCCUCGACCGGAACCCCAACGCGUUUAGGCCCAAAAUCGGUAAAACAAAAGCUGGUGGCCCUGAAAUAAUCCGACGCCACAACAAGGGAUGCAACUGCAAGCGCAGUGGCUGCCUCAAGAACUAUUGCGAAUGUUACGAGGCGAAGAUAGCGUGUACGGCGAUCUGCAAGUGCGUCGGGUGUCGCAAUGUGGAGGAGACGCUGGAGCGGCGCCACCGCAACCCGCCGCGCCUGGCGAGCGCCCCGCCGCGCGCGCGCCCCUCCUCGCCGCCCGCCGCGCAGCUCGUGCCCAAGCAACCCUGCAGCUUCAUGACGACGGAAGUGAUAGAGGCGGUGUGCCAGUGCCUCAUCGCGGCGGCGGUGGAGACCAAGGACGAGCUGGAGCCGCGCGAGCCGGACGCCAUGCGUGACGUCAUCGAGGAGUUCGCGCGCUGCCUGCAGGACAUCAUCGGCGCCGCGCACCACAGCACGCCGCCCACCCGGCUGGAGGAGCCGGCGUGAUAUCCGAAUGUAGGGGACUGGUGCCUGAGCGGUAUACAAUCAAAGGUUCAAAUCAUAGAUAUGCCUUCGCAUAUAUUUCACAUGACAUUCAUUAUGUAUGAUUUCUUUUCACACGAGCGCUCAUUCAUGGACACUGCACUCAUACAUAGAUACUGCACUAACACAUAUACUGCAUAAUAAAGGUGUGUUUACAAUAUACAUGCCAGAUAAAAAUUAUUUACAUGAUAUUCCAUGACUGAUAUAAGAAUAUUAGCUUAAAUCACAUUGUUCCUACUAUGAGAUUAUGACAUUUAAUAGAAGAUGUUAAUUUAAAUUCAUUUGGCGGCCUCUAGUGGUAUGUGCAGUGGAUUUACAAGAUUGAGGUCCUGGGUUCGAUCCCCAGCUAGGCCGAUUGAGGUUUUCUUAAUUGGUCCAGGUCUGACUGGUAGGAGGCUUCGCUAAGUUAGUUAUCACCCUACCGGCAAAGACGUACCGCCAAGUGAUUUAGCGUUCCGGUACGACGUGUAGAAACCGAAAGGGGUGUGGAUUUUCAUCCUCCUAAUAAUUUCGCUUCCAUUU